This is a messenger RNA of Erythranthe guttata (spotted monkey flower), 2256 nucleotides long. RefSeq names its product Transducin/WD40 repeat-like superfamily protein. Gene Ontology annotation, cellular component: catalytic step 2 spliceosome. Gene Ontology annotation, molecular function: protein binding; mRNA binding. The record is from RefSeq and is a predicted model, not a curated record. Lineage: Eukaryota; Viridiplantae; Streptophyta; Magnoliopsida; Lamiales; Phrymaceae. Gene Ontology annotation, biological process: mRNA splicing, via spliceosome.
AGGGGAAGAAACGCGAUUUAUGCUGUACUCGAAACCCCUUUACUCAAAAAUAAACAGCCGCCAUAAUCUUCUUCCCCAAUUUCUCUCCGAUUAAGCGGAAGCCCUAGUUAUGGAUCUCCUGCAAUCAUACAGAAACUCCGACAUGGAAGAAGACAAAGACGACGACGCUUCACCCCCUCCGCCUACAAAUUCCGACCCGGACCCGGACGCUUCACCCGACUCCUCCCCAGUCCGGAUCUCACUCCCCUCCAAAUCCGCCGCACCCAAAGUCGACGACACCAUGCUCUCCCUCACCGUCUCCGGCAAGGCCCAUUCGGUGGCCCACAAACCAAUUGACCCGACCCAACACCUCGUCUCCUUCAACCCCACCUACGACCAGCUCUGGGCUCCAAUUGCCGGCCCCUCUCAUCCCUACGCCAAAGACGGGCUCGCUCAAGGCCUCCGCAAUCACAAGCUAGGGUUUGUUGAAGACGCAAAUAUAGGAUCUUUCGUGUUUGAUGAGCAGUACAAUACUUUUUAUAAAUUCGGGUACGCUGCGGAUCCUUCCAAGAACAGUUAUGUGGGCGAUGUUGAAGGGUUUAAGAACAACGAUGGGAUUUCCGUGUAUAAUAUACCGCAGCACGAGCAGAAGAAGAGGAAAUUGGAGAAGAAGAAGGAGAUGUUGGAGGAGAAUGAGGGAGGUGACCAGGUGGAUGCGGUUGAGUUGGAGAAUCCGGCAUCGGAUACUUGGUUGAUGAAGAAUAGGAAGAGUCCGUGGGCGGGGAAGAAAGAUUGGGUGCAAGAGAAUUUGACAGAGGAGCAGAAGAAGUAUGCUGAAGAGCAUGCGAAGAAGAAGGCGGAGAAAGACGGUGAGAAGGAGAAAGGCGAAGCCUUUGUUGAUAAGACCACGUUUCAUGGAAAAGAGGAGAAGGAUUAUCAAGGGAGGUCGUGGAUCGCACCGCCUAAGGAUGCAAAGGCGAGUAACGAUCAUUGUUACAUACCGAAGAGAUUGGUGCACACUUGGAGCGGGCAUACGAAAGGGGUUUCAGCUAUUAGGUUCUUCCCCAAUCAUGGUCAUUUGAUAUUGUCUGCUGGGAUGGAUACAAAGGUGAAGAUUUGGGAUGUGUUCAAUUCGGGGAAAUGUAUGAGAACGUACAUGGGGCAUGGCAAGGCUGUACGAGAUAUAUGGUUUAGUAACGAUGGAAGUAAGUUCUUGAGUGCUGGGUAUGAUAAGAAUAUCAAGUAUUGGGAUACAGAGACAGGGCAAGUGAUAUCGACUUUUUCGACUGGAAAGAUUCCUUAUGUAGUGAGGCUUAACCCCGAUGAGGAUAAGCAGAAUGUGUUGUUAGCGGGGAUGAGUGAUAAGAAAAUUGUCCAGUGGGAUAUAAAUUCAGGGCAGAUUACCCAGGAGUAUGAUCAGCAUUUAGGGGCAGUGAAUACAAUUACGUUUGUCGACAACAACAGGAGGUUUGUUACAUCUAGUGAUGACAAGUCGUUGCGUGUGUGGGAGUAUGGUAUACCGGUGGUUAUAAAGUAUAUUAGUGAACCCCAUAUGCAUUCGAUGCCUUCGAUCUCGUUGCACCCGAAUUCGAAUUGGCUUGCAUGUCAAAGUUUGGAUAAUCAGAUACUUAUUUACAGCACGAGGGAGAGAUUCCAGCUAAACAAGAAGAAGAGAUUUGCUGGGCACAUUGUGGCUGGGUAUGCUUGUCAGGUUAACUUUUCGCCCGAUGGGCGGUUUGUCAUGUCAGGAGAUGGUGAGGGAAGGUGCUGGUUUUGGGAUUGGAAGAGUUGCAAAGUCUUUAGAACUCUCAAGUGCCACGACGGAGUUUGUAUCGGUGCUGCUUGGCAUCCGCUGGAACAGAGUAAAGUUGCUACCUGUGGCUGGGAUGGCUUAAUCAAAUACUGGGACUAAGUUGCAAAUUAAUGGUUGGAUUGUUGCAUCUACUGGCUCUGAUAUCAUCUUGGAGGGGAUACACACUCCGAAAAUACUGAAAACAAGAACGUUUCCAUUUGAGGUUGGACGAAGCACAGAGCCCAUGUACCCGCACGCUGAUAUUAUUAUUGCUUACUAUAUUUUCUUUCUAGCCAAGUUGAAGAGAAAAAACACUACCUUUGUAACUUUAAUACUUCACCUUGUUGGAGUUCUGAGAAAUGGCAGGUCAUGUAAACUAUGUAAUAGUUUGUUUUCGCUAUUCUCGAAUAUUUCUAAACCCUUGUGAGCUUUUGAUAUAGAUUUCAUGUUCUUAUCGAUUUUUUUAGAUUUGGCUUGUUGGCGAC